This is a messenger RNA of Symbiodinium sp. CCMP2592, 951 nucleotides long. The record is from the annotation of a GenBank genome assembly. NCBI's taxonomy places the organism in Eukaryota, Dinophyceae, Suessiales, Symbiodiniaceae.
AUGCAGACGACACUGAAUCCGGUCACGUCCCGGCCUCGCUGUGGAGGGUUCACGUUUGACAGCAGUGCGUUCACCAUCACGAUUGGCAAGACCACGAACCUGAGCUCUGUGAUGCCGCAGUUCGUCUUCCCUGCGGCCUUUCAGGUUCCGCCAGACAGCCGGGAUUUCCCCACGGCCACGAAUCCAUUCACACGCUUUGCCUUUCUCUUCAUCGAGUACACCAGAAACAUCUACGACUGGUCAGACAGCAACCCUCCAUCCAGCGAGAGCAAGAUCAUUACCGUCCACGUCCUCAAGGGCAGCACCUUGGAGCUGGACAACGAGAGCUCCGAGGAGUGGAUCCGCGUCUACGCCGAUACCAGCCUCUUCUCCAACGUAGUCUGUCUCUUCUGGGAUCGCUUCGCGCCGGGCACAGCUGGAGGAGCAUGGUCAUCCACAGGUGUGGUGAACGAUGACACGGGCUGCAUCACGUCUCACCUGACUGAUUUUGGCAUCUUCAUGGACGGCCGCGUCUUCAACGGCUAUGGCCUCGUGGAAGCAGCGCAAGAGUGGGAACGAGAGGUGUGGGUUUCCAACUGUGUGGGCUGCGGGGGCGAAAGCAACCUCACUGUGGUAGCCGUGUUGGGAAUGCUGCUGUUCGCACUGAUCUUGCUUAUCCUGCUCACCUACACGCUGGAUGAGUCGAUGCGGACGCAGCUAUCCCAAAACAAGGUGAAGUCUCGCUACUACUUUGACGGCAAUGGCAUCACCACGCCGUUGAGCAUCGAUGAUCCCAUCGCCUACAAGUUUGCAGAAGGAGCACUGGUCAUGCUUUGGCUGGGCACACUGUGGAACGUUGCGAAAAGAGACCAUGCGCUGAUCAGCACCAUGUUCUACCACGAGACGUUCACAAGGUCUCAUGUACUUCUACAGUGGGAGGAAAGGGUCUUCUAUCAUGGUUUUCAAGCUUAG